Ahaetulla prasina is the source of this 3041-nucleotide messenger RNA. It is a transcript of the gene PAG1, whose product is annotated as phosphoprotein membrane anchor with glycosphingolipid microdomains 1. Gene Ontology annotation, cellular component: membrane raft; plasma membrane. The transcript is spliced from 8 exons. Lineage: Eukaryota; Metazoa; Chordata; Lepidosauria; Squamata; Colubridae. The record is from RefSeq and is a predicted model, not a curated record. Gene Ontology annotation, biological process: negative regulation of T cell activation; intracellular signal transduction. Bases 457 to 1737 code for a protein of 426 amino acids.
UCUUCUUCUCCCUCGCCUUCUCCCCGCGCCUGACUGCGAAAGAGUGAGUCGGAUGCCCUGGGCGCCGCGCUUGCUCGUUCCCUGGCGGCGUUUCCCUCGCCACCCUCCCCGCCGCCUCCGUUUAAUUUGCCAAACGAGAUUGCGGAGGGCUCCAGGCUCCCCAGGCUGGCUCCCGUUGGACUCGGCGCUUCUCGCCGCAGGAGUCGCAGCCGUAGAGCGGCAGUCCCGGCUGCCGCCUCUGGAGGCGCGGCGACUCAACGCUGGAGAGGUGGGGAGAGCAUCUUCGGCCGCGGACUGUCCGGGGAGUCCAGCGGAGGUACUGCGAUUUCUGCAGUGACAUCACAAUGCUUGCAUUUUCUUUGUUUGAAGUACCGAGAAACUCUCUCAGAUAAAAUGGCCAAGCAUUAUUGCGAGUAAUCACAUCAAUCGUUCCAAUCUUCACAUCCUUUUUACGUCAUGGGACCUGAUGGCAAUUUCCUAAGUACUGGAGUGCUUCAUAUCAUUGUAUGGGGUAGUUUGGGAGCCAUGGCAAUGCUUCUGGUAUUUAGUUUUCUCCUCUUUCUCUGCUCUGGUUGUGACAGGGAGAAGAGGCCUGAGCAGCAAAAUGGGGACCAUGAAAAUCUGAUGAAUGUGCCUUCAGAUAAAGAGGCAUUUAGUCACUCUGUCACAAGUCUGGCUACUGAUCCAAUUGCAAGCAGUGAACAAAAUGGUGGAAUCAGUAAUGGAGAUGUUCUUUCAGAAGAUAGUACAGCUGCUACUCUCCAACCUUACGAAGAAGUGCAAACCUCUGUUACAGAUCUUUUGGAUCAACAGGACACAUUGGGAAGAUCUUUAAAAUGUCAUCAAAGUAGAGAGCUACCUAGGAUUCCUCCAAAUAAUGCCAUAGAAACAAUUCUCACCACAAGAAAUGCAGAAAAUGACCAGAGUCUGGGAAUGGAGGGGCCCUAUGAAGUGCUGAAGGAUAGUUCCUCCCAAGAGAACAUAGUAGAAGACUGCUUGUAUGAAACAGUGAAGGAAAUUAAGGACCUGGGAGCAGCAGCUAACUCAGAGAAAUGCAAACCAAAGACUACUGUGAUGGUUAAUGGAAUUUUAGAUCAUGUUCUUGAGAAGAAGACAGAAUCAGCAGAAUAUGCAUCCGUUGACAGAAAUAAAAAAAGUUGCCACAGUGUUAAUUCAGAGAGUCCUCUCAGCAGUACUACGCCAGAUGUGGAAGAAGAAGCUCCACCUCCUGUACCAAUAAAACUUCUUGAUGAAAAUGAGAAUGUACAGGAUAAAGGAGCCAAAGAAGAGGAGGAAGUAAUGGAAAGGAUUAAUGAACCCAACAAGAGGCUUAGUUCAUUGAUUUAUAAAUCUCGAGAAGAUGACCCAUCUCUUACAGAAGAUGAGAUUUCAGCAAUGUAUUCUUCUAUAAAUAAAACUGGACAACCCUCUAAAGACUUGGAAUCUACAUAUACCUGUAUUCCUGAACUUGUACCUCAGAAGUCUCCAUCUAUUUGCAGUGGCCUCUAUGCCAGUGUGAAGGACUUGGAAACAAAUCCAAACCUUACUGAUUUGCCUCAAUCAACAAUACUUCUAAAUGGAGACUUGGAACCAGACUAUGAAGCCAUUCAGACUCUAAGUCGAGAGGAGGAAAGAAAUGUUUUGAUGUCUAGCACCAUUCAAACCAUCCUCCCACAAGAGAAUGACUAUGAGAGUAUUGGUGAUUUGCAGCAAAAUAAAGAUGUCACCAAGCUUUAACUGGUUCAAAAACAAGACUUUGGAACAUGCUGUUCAGCAUGUCUUUCAAGAUGGGUUUACUCCAUGACUUAUCACUUGCAAACUCAACACACAGUUGGAAAUGUAAAAUGGCCAAAAAGUACUUUGCUUGAAAUGAUGUCAGGUAAAGUGAAAACUUAGCCUGGGAUGUUUGAGCAAUGAUUCCUGCUUCAUAUCCAUCAAACUAUCAUACAGAUAUGAACUUACCCAAACAAGCAGGAAACAGGCAAGUGCUUGGUUUGAAGAACCAAGUUCACACACACAAAGAACAGAGUUGCUGCUGUUUCAUCAAUGUGUACAGUGAUUUUUUUACUCCUGUAGGUGAUGUUAUCACAACAACAUAUAGAUAAAAUCAAAAUCAAAGAUGAGAAUUCUGGAAAGGCUUCUGUAGAAGAGACAUGAUGACGCAAGAAUUACAUGUUUGGAGCACAUGUUUCAGACACAUACUCAUAUCCUAAUAUAUAAAAAGUGGUACUGUUAAAUAAGGGCCAUUUUAAAAGAUCUUUAGUUUCAGUUACUUCAACCAUUUUAUUAAAAUGUGUUCCCAAAUUACACAUUCAUUUAGGUUGUUUUCAAACAUAGGCACAGCUUGCCAUAGAGUAGAUAAAUUUAGCGGGCUAAUUUGCCUUAAUUCAUUGUUUCUCAACCAUGGCAACUAUGAGCUCUGUGGAUUUCAACUCCCAGAAUUUCCCAGUCAGCAAUAGUGAAUUCUGUGAAUUGAAGACAGCUUAAAGUUGUUAAGAUUGAGAAACACUUCCCUAAUAUAUUUAAUACAGCCUUGAGAUGUUGUGAGUGAAUGUGCUGGCCUAUUCUUAGAUUCAUGCUUCAGCUUUGAUCUUGCUCUAAAGCAACAUAAGAGCAGUGACUGAAACACCAACAUUUGUGGGAAUUAGGAAAGAUAAUCCCUUUGUGAGAAACUAUACAGAUGUGGUUGAAAAAAGCAUGCACACCUUGUUUGCUUCAUGAGUGAUUUACAGACUGGCUAUAUAAUUCUUGACUAUUUUUACAGUUUUUCAAUUUUGUAAUACCCAUUUUCUUUCAAUAUUGUGCUAGGAUUGAUUUACAUUUACUGGUGGUGGAGUCAGGAUAUUUAAAAAUAUAUUUAAUACAUAUACAAUUGCUGCUUUUCAAACACUAGCUAUCGCUUUUAUUUUUAUCCUUAAUGUAUUUUGCAACCUGCCCAAACAAACUGCAACAUUUUGCAGAGGUUAUAAUUCUCUCAGAAACAACAAUGCAUCUCUAAGAAGUAUCUUUUUAUAUAAAAUUGUAAAUAAAAGGUAAGACAC